AUGGCCGAGCAAAAUUCUCCAUCACUAAUUGAAGUGGUAAAACAAGUUGGAGAGCAGCAGCAUUCACAAUCAUCAGAGAUAGAAAAAAGCAAAACUGUUCUUUUCCGGUUGCAGGCUAAAUUUCAGGAGCUUGAGAAAGAAAUGGAGUCUAUUCUGUUAGAAACAAAGACAACAGAAAGGGAAAUAUAUCAGCAAGAAGAUGCCAUAGAAACAACAAAAUAUCAUUGUGAAAGUCUGGUGGCCCAAGUCAGAGCACUCUGUUCUGGAAAUAUAAGGCUGAAGCUUGAUGCAGAAACAGUGCAAGAAGAGUUCCAGAUGAUGUUUGCAAGAAAUAAUGAAUAUCGUGAAAAAAUAAAGGCUCAUAAGCAUCUCUUUGGGGAGGUGGAAAGUAAAAUGCCAGUUAUGAUUGAACUUGCUAAAAAGCAAGCUGUUGUUAAAGAGCUAAAGAGAAAGAAGGAGGAGUUAAUGCAUGAUCUCCAGAAUCCAGAAGGAUCUGUUAUUAAACAAGUACAGGAAGAAAUUACAUUUAUAAAAAGGGAAAUCACAGAAGUGAAAGAGUUAAUCUAUAAAAAAACAGAUUUGCUAGAAGAAGAAAAAAUACUGCAUGCUAAGCUUAGGAAAGAAAUCGAGGUGCAGAAUAAAAGAUAUGAGGCUAUUCUAAAACGUUUGCAUUGCCAACUGAACAAACUUCAUUCAAAUAAAAGACAAUGGCACUGGAACAUUCAGCAGAUGGAGAAAAAGGUAGCAGAACUAAGAAAGUGUCUUGGAGAGGUGGAGUGA
Molecule: messenger RNA, 780 nt
Organism: Rhea pennata
Lineage: Eukaryota; Metazoa; Chordata; Aves; Rheiformes; Rheidae
Gene: CCDC122
Product: coiled-coil domain containing 122
Exons: 4
Coding region: 1-780 (259 amino acids)
Source: RefSeq, a predicted model, not a curated record